This is a messenger RNA of Mycosarcoma maydis (corn smut), 2325 nucleotides long. Its product is annotated as Golgi transport complex subunit COG6. Lineage: Eukaryota; Fungi; Basidiomycota; Ustilaginomycetes; Ustilaginales. Gene Ontology annotation, biological process: intra-Golgi vesicle-mediated transport. The coding region runs from base 1 to 2325 and encodes 774 amino acids. The record is from RefSeq and is a predicted model, not a curated record. Gene Ontology annotation, cellular component: COG complex. The transcript has a single exon.
AUGGCGGCAGUACAGCCGAGUCGUGGCUCGUCUCAACCUGGGCCAUCCAGGCUAGACGGUUCUGGCCCUUCGUCAACACAAGCUUCCACACGACCGCUUGCAGCCCGGGUCCGCUCCGUCUUACUACAUGCUCCACGCGAUUCCAACAACAUCUGCAAAGCACUCGACACGCUCGCGCACAUGUACCCUGCCGCAUCCACUCAAUCCACUCUUACCGAUCAUCAAAUCUUCUCUGGCAGCUCAGGCGCAAACACGUCAGCUGCGUCAACCACGGCGCCUCUCCGACUCGUUGAUACUGCGCGAGCCAGGCGCGAUCUCGACAGUGAUGUCCGACAACGCAUGCUCACUGCCACUGAAGACAUCAUCUCUGUGCUUCGGACCGUCGACCACGGUCUGGUUCGGCUCUCAAACGAUGUAGCCGCAAUGCAUUCCUCGUGCGAUGCUGUCCAGCACAAGCUCACUGCAGCACAUGAUUCCAGCCGUUACCUCGUCGAGCAUGCAGAAGGUCUUGAAAGCCAAAGAGCUGCCGCACUCACCCAGCUUCAAGUUGCCAAGCUCUUUCUCUCGCGUUUCACCCUAUCCGAGCAGGAACGUGCAUCCAUUGACUCGAGAGAGGUUCGCGUCAGCAACCAUCUUUUCCACGCCAUGGACAAGCUCGAGCGGAUUCGUAGCGAGUGUCAGGUGCUCUUGCAAGGCUCCGAGUCCAUCCCGUCGGGCGCCAAUUCCGCCAGCUCAAUGUCAGCGGCUGCUAGUGUAGGUGGAGGCACGCGCGCCGGUAUGGACAUUAUGUCAUCAACAGCUCAAGAUCUGGAUCACGCCUACCAGAAGUUGUACAAGUGGUGCUCGUUCGAGUUCAGACAACCCGUCAAAGAAGGAUUGGAAGUCUCGCCCAGUCUGAGAGAAGCGACACAUCGGCUCAAGCACGCGCGCCACGAUCUGCUUCGCUCGGCACUUAGCACGCUUGUCCAAACGCGUAGCUCCAUCCUCGCCAACGCUUUCAUGGCUGCGCUCACCAUGGGUGCAGGUCCGCCCACUUACCUUCCCGGUCCCAUCGAGUUGCACGCACACGAUCCGAUACGAUACGUCGGCGACAUGCUCGCCUGGAUUCAUCAGACGGUUGCAUCCGAGCGCGAAUUCCUCACCUCGCUCUUCAACGAAAAGGAAGGAGAAGGCGGUCGACGCAUCGGUCAAAAACGGCGUGGCUUAGAAGGCUCGUUGGAUCUCACCGGAGCUGAUCCAGAAUCGUUGCAGCUAGGUCCUGGAGAGGCACUGGUGCGCGAAGUGUUGAAUUCCAACCUUGACGGCUGCUGUCGCCCACUGCGACUUCGUAUCCAGCAAACGCUUUGUUCGCAGGAAGGCAGUGUCUCGUCGUACCGGCUUGCGCAUCUGGUGCACUUCUACCGCUCUACCAUGCAAAAGACGAUCGGUUCGCGUGCUACUUUGAGUCGGACGCUGGGCGAGCUCUCAGAUCUCGCAGUCAGCGCUUUCGCCGAAACGGUCGAACGGCAGAGUAGAGGUAUCGACCGGUAUGACGGUCUACCCGAACCUGAUCUCAGCCUCCCGCCACCGCUUGUGGCCACGAUUGGAACGUUGAAAGAACUCACUGGCGAGUUCUCCCGAUCUCUUGCCGAAGAUGCACCUUGGAGUCCAUCGCAGGCCGAGACAGAAGCACCAGGAACCAUGCCGACAGAAGAAUCCACCGCGGCAUCGCUUUCCAACUUUGACUUUGUGCUCAUCAAACUCGUUGACCCGCUGGUGAGCAUGGUCCGACGCUUGGCAGCGCUUCACAUUGCUAAACGGCCUCGAUCGCGAACCGAAGCAACAGCCAGAUGGGAGUCUCUGCUGUUCACAUGCAACUGUCUCGAGGCGUUAACGUCGACACUCGAUACGUAUUCGUUUGCGCAGUGGAAAGCUGGCCAGAUGCGAUCUACGUUUGAAACAACACUGGCCGAGGUGACUAAUUUGCAUUCACAACAGUUGCUCGAUCGAGCCGGACUGUCGUCGGUACUCACAGCCAUGGCUGGACAGAAUGAUGGCAGCGUUGCCUUGUCGAGCGUAACGGGAGCAACACAGGCCGAAAUGAAUCGAGCACUGACACGCUUCGACCAGUGUUUGACGCAAGACGAUCUGCUUUCGCCUAAAGGAUUAGAGGCUCUGGCAAGUCCAACAGCGCGACAAACGGUGCACAUCACGGCACUGCAGCGUCUCACCGAAUCGUAUGCUCGGUUGGUCGAGGCGAUCGAAUCGCCGCAGAAUGGAUACGAGAGCACAAAACAGAUGAUCAAACGGCGUCCUGAAGCAGUGGCGAUCUUGUUGGGACUGUAA